Physeter macrocephalus (sperm whale) is the source of this 1371-nucleotide messenger RNA. Its product is annotated as transmembrane and ubiquitin-like domain-containing protein 1. Lineage: Eukaryota; Metazoa; Chordata; Mammalia; Artiodactyla; Physeteridae. The record is from RefSeq and is a predicted model, not a curated record.
AUGGCUUUCCAUCUGCUGGAAAAAGUAAAGUCAGAGGCCUACCCCACACCAAACACAAACAUGAAUCUCCAGCUGGACCAAGAUCUAAACACAAGCCUGAGAAGGCGCUCCCACUGCUCGGGGAUGGGCGUGUGGGGCGGGCAGAUGGGAGCGGUGAUGGAGGACGCGGGCCGGGAGGGCGAAGUCUCAGAUUCCCGGGCGAGAUCUGGGGUCGUGCAGCAGGCUGGGUGUGGAGAGGCUUCCAGGGGAGGCGUGGGGUCGGGCCGCCUCGGGCUGGGGUGUGAGCGGACCAGGAGGGGCCGAUGGGAGAGUUGGGGUGGGGUGGGGUCAGGAGCCCCCCCGAAGUUCAGAGGGCUCCUGGCGGGUGAGCCAGCCCCUCUCGGGUUCUUUGGGCCCCUCCAGCUCGGUAGCGCAGCGGGCAAGGCAGGUGCCGUGGCCCUGACCGAAGGGGUGGGUGAUGAGGUGACCGUCCUUCUCGCGGUGCGUGCCUGCCUUCCGGUGCUGGCUCUCGCCUGGGCCUCAACACACACUGCCGAGGGCGCUGACCCACUGCCCCAGCCGUCAGGGACCCCGCCACCGACACAGCCCAGAGGAGCCAUGGCGGUCACCGACAGCAUCGGAGGGGAGGCCCCAGGAGCCGAGACCCCCAGCCUGAGACACAGAGGUCAGGCUGCACAGCCAGAGCCUGGCGUGGGGCUCCCAGCAACGCCGCCGCCUCCAGACACCCCCCAGGAGCCCCCAGUACUGCGGCUGAAAUUUGUCAACGAUUCAGAGCAGGUGGCCAGGGCCUGGCCCCAUGACACCAUCGGCUUGCUGAAAAGGACCCCAUUUCCUGGCCGGGAACAGCACGUGUGACUCAUCUACCAAGGGCAACUGUUGGGAGACGAUACCCAGACCCUGGGCAGCCGUCACCUCCCUCCUAACUGCGUUCUCCGUUGCCAAGUGCCCACUCGAGGGUCUCCCACACCCACCUGCCCACUGGGCUCAGAGCCAGGCCCCUCCGGGCUGGCAGCAGGCAGCCCACUGCUGCUCUGGGACGGCCAGAUCCAGUACCGGCCCUUCGUUCCCCGGACCGCCACUCUGGGUCUGGCCGGCUUCACCCUGCUCCACAGUCUCCCGGCCUUUGCCAUGUUCCGCCCGUCUUGCCUCCACGGGCUCUUGGCAGUGUGGCUGGCCCCUCCGGACCUUGCUCCCCACGGCACGGUGGGAGCUGCUGUCUGCCCGGGCCUGCCUCUGCGGCCUGCCUCUUCCCGCUACCCUGGAGCCCAGCCCUGCGCCGCAGAGCGCUCCCGGGGCCAGCGGAGGCCCCUCCCUGUGACCUUCGUGGCUCUGGGCCAUCCCCCGGGGCAGCUGGCCCUCUGCACCCACUAA